AUGGGUGCUUAUCUGUCAAAACCCGAGACGGCAAAAGAAACGUCAUCAGACUCCAAUGAAUGGGUUUCCUACGGUUGUUCCUCCAUGCAGGGAUGGAGGCGUUUCCAGGAAGACGCACACAAUUGCAUCUUGGAGUUUGAUCCCAAAAGAACAGCCUCAUUCUUUGCAGUCUAUGAUGGUCACGGGGGUUCUGAAGUCGCCAGAUAUUGUUCCUUGCAUUUGCCUGAGUUCAUUCUCUCACAACCACGAUAUGCAAUCGAGGAUGGGCCAAUCAAUCCUGUCAGCAUCUUGAAGAAGGCAUUUAUUGACUUUGAUGUCUCGCUUACUCGAGCAAAGGUCAAGUCGGAGUUGAAGGAGAUAGCGAGUCCUGACGCUGAUACGGAUACUGUUGAACUCUCUCCUCACAACUCCGAUGCGGAGGAAGAUGGAACAACUGAAGAUGGAACGAAGAGGAGGAAAAGAAGAGCGAGAGAGGCUAAAAGUGGCGCUGGGGACGAUGACGACGUGGUGCCCCUACCUCUCACCGAGGAGGGUGUUGAAGAAAUUUCCGAAUUGCACGAGGAGGCGGCGCGACCGAUUGAGGCUGUACUGCGGAAGCAAUUUAGAGACGAAUUACCCGAUUUUAUUCAGGCAUUCCUGGCCAGUAUUUCUCCGAAACCGGGUGAUGCUGGUACCUCUGGUCCCUCCACGUCUGGCACAACCUCUGACGAGCUCGCCACUGGCAGUAGGGCCUCCACGGAAGAGGCGACUGCUUCUGGUAAUGAUAAAGAGGUUGACGAAGAGGCAAAGGUAAGUCCUAGUGCGACGACCUCUGAGGAGAAAUCCGCUCCCCCUAUUGGCGAGAAAGAAGUGGAGGAGGAGGGGAAGGAAAAUGACACGAAGAAGGCUGAGGAGGAGGAUUCCCUUAAUCUCUCUGGCAUCGUCGAUGAAAGCGUUGGCGACAAAGAAGAGGAAGUGGAUGCUUAUGACGACGAUGAUGAGGAUGAUGAGGAUUUUGAAGUGGACGAUGAAGAAGAUUAUGACGAUGACGAAGAAGGCGAGGAAGUUGACUACGGCGAGUACGACGAAGACGAUGACGAUGAUGAGGAGGAAGAAGAGGAAGAGGGUAACUCGAUCAGUGUGCUUCCACGACCGGUGGGGUUCACAGAACCUGGUGUGGACAGCGGAUCAACGGCCUGUGUGGCUCUGGUGCUCCCCGAAGUGGGGGACCAAAAUGGUGAGGAACAGCAACCGCGGGUCUGUCUCUACGUCGCCAACGCGGGUGACUCGCGGGCUGUUCUCUGUCGGGCGGGCGCUGCCGUAGACCUCUCCGAAGACCACAAACCUGAGGACCCAUCCGAAAAGGCGCGCAUUCAGGCUGCUGGCGGCACUGUCACUGCGGACGGGCGCGUCAAUGAUGGCCUCAACCUCAGCCGCGCUAUUGGCGAUCACAUCUAUAAGUGUCGAACCGACCUGAAGAUGUCGGAGCAGAUGAUCUCAGCCCUGCCGGACGUGUCACGGACGGAGUUGAUACCAGGCGCUGACGAGUUCGUGGUCAUCGCUUGUGACGGCAUUUGGAACGCCAUGAACAGUCAGGCUGUGGUAGAUUUCGUCUACGACCGUCUCCAUCCCGAGUCCGCCUCCGCCCCACCAACUUCCAACGGUGGGGACGGUGAACCUGCCGCCGCGACCACCACCACCAUCGCCACAGAAAAGGCGGAGGACGGAAAGGAGGAGACGACAGCGCCCAUUGAUCGCUCUUCGCCCGCCUUUCUGGCCAAAAUCUGCGAGGAGCUCUUCGACGCCUGCCUCGCCUCCAACACUAUGGGUGAUGGAACGGGCUGUGACAACAUGACCUGCAUCAUCCUUCGCUUCGACAAUCUGCCCGAACUCGCUAAACGCGCCAUCACGCGCACCUGUACAACACCUGACGCUGCUGAGGACGGGAGUGACUUGGAGGAGGUAGAGAACGCCGAAGUCAGGGAAGCAGUAGAGUCCAUAGAGGAAGGUGUGGAAAAAGAGGAAGAGGAGAGUUCGGAAGAACUAAAAAGCAGUUUUAUGCAGUCAUCACCAACCCCGGUGGUAAAUGGCAACGGCGGGUCAGGUGACGGCGCUCACAUGGCCCCCUCGGGAACUCCUCCCUCGCCAGCUCUCUCGCCUGCGCCAAAGAAGGCGCGGAUCGAAGCCUCACCACAGAACGGCGAUGGUGGUGGAGAGACACUUACGUCAGCCGAAUAG
This is a messenger RNA of Echinococcus granulosus, 2217 nucleotides long. RefSeq names its product putative protein phosphatase. Lineage: Eukaryota; Metazoa; Platyhelminthes; Cestoda; Cyclophyllidea; Taeniidae. The transcript is spliced from 8 exons. Gene Ontology annotation, biological process: protein dephosphorylation. The record is from RefSeq and is a predicted model, not a curated record. Bases 1 to 2217 code for a protein of 738 amino acids. Gene Ontology annotation, molecular function: protein serine/threonine phosphatase activity; cation binding.